This is a messenger RNA of Mytilinidion resinicola, 183 nucleotides long. RefSeq lists its product as uncharacterized. The annotation marks the transcript as partial. The transcript has a single exon. Lineage: Eukaryota; Fungi; Ascomycota; Dothideomycetes; Mytilinidiales; Mytilinidiaceae. The record is from RefSeq and is a predicted model, not a curated record.
GGGAAGAAAGGAAGGAAACUUCCGGGUACUAAGUUUGCUAGCUCCCUUAGGAUAUACUGGAAGGUAUUCCGCCUAGUAUAUAAAAGAGCAACUAGUAAUAAGAUUAAUAGCAAAAUAAACCGGAGCAUAUAUAAGGUGCUAAGAAAACUAGUAAAAAAACACAAGCUAAAGAAAAUAGGGUAA